AUGCUCAACAAGGGAUUCACAAGACUUUUGAUCUACUUGGCCACAAUCAUCUCACUAAUCUCUCUAUUCUCAUACACAAAAUAUCAUCAAGUUUCACCAAUCAAUAUAAAUUCACACCAUCAAUCAGAUUUCAUUAUAACAGAUUUGGAAAUUAAAACAUGUUUUCUGUUCACAAAGUGUCAACCAUCAAAUAAUCCAUCAAAUGAUUGGUAUCAAAUACCCAAACCUUUAAAUUUCAAUAACAAUGGUAAGAAAUCAUCAUUCUUGACACAACAAUAUCUAUUCAUCAAGAAAAUCAAAUUAUCAUCAAUAACAAAAGAGAUCCAGGUCAUUCAUGAUUUACAAGUAUCAGAAUCCAACGAUGAUAAUCAAAGAUGGUCUUUCAAACGCUCUGAAUAUGAUCCUACAAAUUCAAACGAAUACGUCUAUAACAUUGAUGUUUUAUUUGGUCUUGAUGCUAUUGAUCCAAGACCUGAUUGGAAAUUAAUCAAAAUUCCAAUAAUUGAUAUCCAAAGUGAAGUACCAAUUUAUUUAACUUUGAAAACAUCACCAACAACUACUGACUUAUCACACCCAAAGAUCCAAAUUCCAAUAGGUUCAAAUUAUAAAAUCUUACAAGUUGCAGAUUUACAUUUUAGUACAAAUGAAGGUACAUGUCGUGAUCAAUACCCUGAAAUCCAAGAUUGUAAAGCAGAUAAAAGAACUUUAAAAUUCUUGGAAACCGUAUUGGAUUCAGAAAAACCUGAUUUGGUCUUGCUUACAGGUGAUCAAAUCUUUGGUGAUGAUUCAUUUGAAUCUUAUACCACAAUCUUAAAAGCAUUAACACCUUUUAUAACUCGUGAAAUACCAUAUGCUUUGAUGAUGGGAAAUCAUGAUGAUGAAGGUUCAGUAUCUCGUCAGGAACUCAUGGAAUUUAUUGAAAAUUUACCAUAUUCAUUAGCUCAAUCGGGACCUGAAGAAAUUGAUGGAUUUGGGAAUUAUAUAUUUACAAUCAAAGAUUCAGAAACUCAAAAAGAUUUAUUAACUUUUUAUGUACUUGAUUCACAUAAAUAUUCAACUGCACCAAAAGUUAAUCCAGGUUAUGAUUGGAUUAAACCAAAUCAAUUAUCGUUCUUAGAGAGCUAUCAACAAAGUGAACGAAAAUUACAUGAAAAUCAUUUAUCAUUUGCACUUUUCCAUAUUCCAUUACCAGAAUAUAAAAAUUUAAAUCAACCAUAUAUUGGGAAUUAUAAAGAAUCUGUAAUGUCACCAAAUUAUAAUUCCUUUGCUAGGGAUUUCUUUACCAAGAUUGGAGUUUCCAUUGUAACUGUUGGUCAUGAUCAUUGUAAUGAUUAUUGUUUAUUAGAUUCGAAUGAACAAGAUCAAAAUAAAAUUUGGCUUUGUUAUGGUGGUGCUGUGGGGGAAGGUGGGUAUGCUGGAUAUGGUGGUACAACAAGAAGGUUAAGAAUUUUCCAAGUUGAUACUGGUGAAGCAACAAUCAAGACUUUUAAAAAAUUAGAAACUGACCCUCAGACUCCAUUUGAUGAACAAACUUUAGUCCUAAAGAAACAAAUUGUUAAUUUUCAAUAG
This is a messenger RNA of Hansenula ciferrii, 1569 nucleotides long. RefSeq names its product phosphoprotein phosphatase (gene DCR2). The record is from RefSeq and is a predicted model, not a curated record. Gene Ontology annotation, cellular component: cytoplasm. Bases 1 to 1569 code for a protein of 522 amino acids. Gene Ontology annotation, molecular function: phosphoprotein phosphatase activity. The transcript has a single exon. NCBI's taxonomy places the organism in Eukaryota, Fungi, Ascomycota, Saccharomycetes, Phaffomycetales, Wickerhamomycetaceae.